AUGACAUCUCCGUACUCUCGAACGAUGCUCAAGGCCUUGUGCCUCGCCGGUCUUCUUUACCGAUCCACUACGGCUCAGGAGGACCUCCCACAGACCAUUGUCGGGUGCGACUAUCUCGACUGCCCGUUUGGUGACGGUACUCCCAGAUACCAGUGGGCCAACUGCACCCUAGCAGACAAGGAUUACACAGCUGUUGGAUUCUCGCGGAUACCUUUAAGCUCCAACUUCUCCUGGCCCGGCCUCUCGUGGCUUUAUGGCGCCGAGCAGAAUAAUUCCGCCUCUCCGGCGUUCGAGAAGAACUUUUACCUGGGUGCACCACCUGAGACGAACUUUUCGGACGUGACGGCGUGCGCCAUCUUCUUCCGAAAUGUGAGCAGUGCGGUUGGCUUUCAAGGCUCCAGUAGGACGUCGCAGGGUACCUGCGAGGAUGCAAUGUCGAAGGACUGCGUGGCAGCUUUGAACAAGCAGGCCGCUGCUGUUGAGGUCGAAGGUCUCUCUGCCAAGGACGCCUGUGACAAAGUGAAGGACGAGUUGUUGGAGACGAUAGACCCUGAUUGUUAUUCAUGGGCCAGGGGUAGAGAUUGGAACAACAUCACCUCCGUGCCCUUGUCAGGACCAGACGCGCCCAAGCCUAUCUCACGCCAGGAAAACUCUACGUCCAACUGCUGGCCAGUCUCCCCCAAGGACUACAGUCUCACAAAGGUUGAAUCAUACGUGGUGGAUCGAAACGGGGACGAAGGCGCGUACAGUGUGGUUCCUAUCCUGACCGUCUUCUUCCCAGGAGACUCCGACACCAUCCCCGAGCCCGAAAGCCAGAUGAACUGCAUCAAGAGUGUGGUGAACCCCGAUAUGGAGUUUGAUGACGAGAACGGUUCGAGUGCUCUGAAGGCUGUGCCGAUGGUCUUGGCCCUGUGGGUUUCAAUGCUUGCGAUGCUUGUAACUCUACUUCCAUAA
Messenger RNA from Fusarium keratoplasticum, 954 nucleotides. RefSeq lists its product as uncharacterized. The record is from RefSeq and is a predicted model, not a curated record. The transcript has 3 exons. The coding region runs from base 1 to 954 and encodes 317 amino acids. Lineage: Eukaryota; Fungi; Ascomycota; Sordariomycetes; Hypocreales; Nectriaceae.